Oryza brachyantha (malo sina) is the source of this 653-nucleotide messenger RNA. RefSeq names its product NADH-ubiquinone oxidoreductase 20.9 kDa subunit. Bases 112 to 420 code for a protein of 102 amino acids. The record is from RefSeq and is a predicted model, not a curated record. NCBI's taxonomy places the organism in Eukaryota, Viridiplantae, Streptophyta, Magnoliopsida, Poales, Poaceae. The transcript is spliced from 2 exons.
GCGUCCAAGGAGGCGCACGCCGCAGCAGCAGCUCAUCCCCACGACCAAAUCUCGCCGUCUCCGCCCGCCGCCGCCGCCGCCGAGCACGAGCGCUCGCACCCGCCGCGCGAGAUGAACACCGACAUCACCGCGUCGGUGAAGCCGGAGUACCCCGUGGUGGACCGGAACCCGCCCUUCACCAAGGUCGUCGGCAACUUCUCCGCGCUCGACUACCUCCGCCUCUCCACCAUCUCCGCCGUCUCCGUCACCGUCGGCUACCUCUCCGGGAUCAAGCCUGGGAUCCGCGGGCCGUCGAUGGUGACGGGGGGACUCAUCGGGGUCAUGGGAGGGUUCAUGUACGCCUACCAGAACUCCGCCGGCCGCCUCAUGGGCUUCUUCCCCAACGACGCCGAGGUCGCCCGCUACAAGCACAAGCUGUAGUGAGAAUUUUUUUUUUUUUAUCUUCGCUGCGUUCUAUCUGUUGCAAGCGUUACAUCUUUUUCUCUGAUCUCGUUUUAGCUUCACUUGUUGAUGUGCGAAAUGUGUGUCCUUGGAUGAAUAAAUGUUGUACGCUGCACACUUGUGAGGAAUUCAUGCUACAAUUUAGCUCCGAUUGGCCAUGGUUUAGUGGCAAUUUGGUUGCUGAUCUGGUGGAUUUAUGGAAUUGAAUGUGA